UCGUCUCAGUUGAAUGUGAGCUGGCUGCUUGCAUCACUGCGCGGUGGUGACGUGUAGCGUCUGGGAGCUGUCCCAGGAAUCAUGGUGCUGAAGCUGCAGCUGCAGCAGCGAUUCAGCAGCCAAUGAUCACGGUAGAAUUGGGGGCUACGGAUGCUUUCACCCAGAACAGGACAGUCCGACCAUCGUGUUGGAUUUUAACGGAGGGAUUUCUACGCAUGGAACAUGGGAAUUCGGUAAUUUGGGAUGUAAGCUUCACGCAGACUUGUCAACGACCUGCAGCCUAGCAGGAGAUUUACGCGAAGAAGAAAAAAACAUCCUGAAACUGUGAGUCGUAUAGCAAUUUUGGGUGGUCCUUCAGGUAAGACCGAUUUUGCUUCGUGGCACGCCGUCAAUUGACUUGAUUUGCUGUGAAAGCCGAAUACGUCGACAGUAAUCUGAGCUCUGAUGGUUUACAAAGAGUGUCUCGAUGUUGUUGUGAGAGCCUGUUUGAAUUGCAAAGAAUGAGGGCUGACGUGUUGUUAGUCUCCAUCAGUCCAUUGUAUCAAAGGCAGAUUUGAUGCGCUGUGCACUCGUGAAUCUGGAGGGUGAAGCCUAGAUAGUUUAUGUUGAACAGAGCAGGCUGACAAUUAGCAGAGUGAACAAGCCAUAGCUUUAUUACUUGAAUGCAUAUUCCUCUCAAUCUAACAUGUGGCUUUCCUUUUUUUAUUUUUAGCGGUUUCAUUUUUUUUUUUUAACUUAAUGGCUUCAGACACUUGUUUGCAUCGAUGGGAUUUAUUUGCCUUUUGGUUUUCUAUCAUCGUAUCAAGACAAUAAGCGACUUUCAAUUAGAACAUACCUAUAUCAACACAGCAAACUAAAACGGCUUCUUGCAAACCCAACAAACGCUGGAAAAUCGCAACCCGCACGGCGCAUUCAACGACACAUGAGAAAGCGUUGACCUCCGCAUGGUGCUGUGAGUUUGUGGCCGGACACAGCCUCAUGCUGCGCGGCCCGGGCAUGCUGAAGAGCCGCUGCUGCGUCCUGCUCGGUGACCUGAGGCUGCUCCUUCUCGGGCCACCGACACCGCUGCCCCCGCCGACCCCCAUGAGCGUCCAAGGCACGGACAGCCGCGAAACGUGCGUCGUCGUCCCCGACAACAACAACACGUUAGCGCGGAGCCAUCAGCACGCGGGGGACCGGGUUGCUCCGACUGCGGCGGGGGCCACGGGCACGUCGGCCGGAGAGCGGUCGUGCUGGGUUGACGCUGCGGAGCUGUCGGCGGCCCUGCGCGGCUGCAGCAGCUCCUCCGAUGACUGCUCGAAGGGCAAACUGGAGGAGAGAUUCUCCCUCACCAGCUACACGGAAAGUGGUUUCAGGACACCCUUGUGCAGGAUCUGCUUCCAGGGACCAGAAUACGGGGAGCUCCUGAGCCCAUGUCGGUGCAACGGGUCGGUACGCUGCACCCACCAUCCCUGCCUCAUCAAAUGGAUCAGCGAGAGAGGCUCCUGGGCAUGUGAGCUCUGCUACUACAAAUACCAGGUCAUCGCCAUCAGCACCAAGAACCCGCUCCAGUGGCAAGCCAUCUCCUUGACGGUGAUAGAGAAAGUGCAGAUAGCAGCCGCCGUCCUGGGCUCCCUGUUCCUCAUGGCCAGUAUCUCCUGGCUGGUGUGGUCGUCCUUCAGCCCGUCGGCCCGCUGGCAGAGGCAAGAUCUGCUAUUCCAGAUCUGCUACGGCAUGUACGGCUUCAUGGACAUCGUCUGCAUCGCACUGAUUGUCCACGAGGGGCCCUCCGUGUUUCGUAUAUUCCACCGCUGGCAGGCCGUCAACCAGCAGUGGAAGGUCCUGAACUACUGUAAGUCCAUGGACAGUGAAGACCUGAAGAACGCCCCUGUGGACAGGACUCUGCCUCAGCCCAGCCCGGGUUAUCAGACUGGCGUAGGCGCCUCCACCUCCACCUCCUCGCUGAUGGCGGUGGCCUCCGCGGCCGACGGCUCCACCUCCACGACCGCGGUGGCGGUGGCGGCGGCGGCGGCUGCCGCGGAGGAAAUGGCAGCAAAUGUGGACCCCGGCAGCGGCAGCGAGGUGCAGGACCAGCACUGUCCCUACAGCCUCCUCCACCUCCUCAGUCACCUCAGGCAGGCAGAGGUCCGCGGACAACCGAGCAGCGGCGCACGAGAGCUGGUCAUGAGAGUCACGACGGUCUGAGGAGUCCGUUAGAGGCCUUAUCUCACAUGGAGGUGAACGAUUUAUGAACUAGGCGACAGUUGGAGGAGGUGGAAAAGACUCAUCUCAACUGGAUUAACACCAUGUGUUCUUGUUUGUUUCAAAAAGCAUCUCUGAUGUUCUUAUGUGCAUUGAAUAAAAGUCAAAGUGGUUUGAUUUGCACAA
Pungitius pungitius (ninespine stickleback) is the source of this 2367-nucleotide messenger RNA. It is a transcript of the gene marchf4b, whose product is annotated as membrane associated ring-CH-type finger 4b. Gene Ontology annotation, biological process: protein ubiquitination. Gene Ontology annotation, molecular function: zinc ion binding; ubiquitin-protein transferase activity. The record is from RefSeq and is a predicted model, not a curated record. NCBI's taxonomy places the organism in Eukaryota, Metazoa, Chordata, Actinopteri, Perciformes, Gasterosteidae. The transcript has 4 exons. Bases 979 to 2184 code for a protein of 401 amino acids.